CAAUGGUGAUCGACGGGGAGGAGCUCAGAUACAAAUAAUUGCCCGCUUGUUUUAACGCACAUACAGCCGGAGUUUGACUGAACGCGGAAAGAACCAAGAGGAGCAUAAUUUUUUUAUUUAUAUUCGCUGGAGGUGAAGGUGUGUAGAAGUUCAAUUCGUCACCCCGCGAACGCCGCCAUGACGACGUCUCGUCCGCGCGGCGGCGGCGGCAGCGGCGGCAGCAAAGCGGACACCAGCGACGCCCUGGACGUGUGCGUGGCGGUGGACGACGGCGAGCUGGCCAACGGCCUGGCGCACGGUGCCCUGGCGGACGAGGACGGCGACGCCAACCGCGCCAAGCAGGGGGGGGGCGGAGGUGGCGGUGGCGGCGGCGGCGGCCUCCUCCGGGGCCUGCGGAAGAGUGCGCAGAAGCACCGGGACUACGUCCGGAUCCCCGACCCCAAGACCGACCGGCUGCCGCUGGAGUGGUGGAAGACCGGCGUGGCCUUCGUCUACGCCUCCUUCACCCUGGUGCUCACCACGGUGGUGAUCACGGUGGUGCACGAGAGGGUGCCCGACAAGGAGACCAGCCCGCCGCUGCCCGACAAGUUCUUCGACUACGUGGACCGCGUGUCGUGGGCUUUCACGGUGACAGAGGUCAACGGCAUGGUCCUGGUGGGGCUGUGGCUCGUGCAGUGGCUGUUCCUUAAGUACAGGGCGAUCGCAGGCAGGAGGUUCUUCUUCCUGAUGGGGACGCUGUACCUGUACCGCUGCAUCACCAUGUACAUAACCACCCUGCCCGUCCCGGGCAAGCACAUGACCUGCGCCCCGAAGCUGUACGGAGACUCCCAGGCCAAAGUGCACCGCAUCCUGCAGCUGAUCUCUGGAGGCGGCCUGUCCAUGGCCAGCUCGGACCUCAUGUGCGGGGACUUCCUGUACAGCGGACACACGCUGAUGCUGACGCUCACCUACCUGUUCAUCAAGGAGUAUUCGCCACGCUCCUACUGGUGGUACCACCUGGUGUGCUGGCUGCUGAGCAUUGUGGGAGUGGUGUGCAUCCUGGUAGCCCACGAUCACUACAGCGUGGACGUGGUGGUGGCCUACUUCAUCACGUCCCGCCUCUUCUACUGGUACCACACCAUGGCCAACGUGCAGGAGCUGAGAACCUCGAAGCACAACUACCUGAAGAACACCUGGUGGAGCCCCAUCUUUAACUUCUUUGAGAGAAAUGUGCAGGCGCCGGUGCCCUGCAUCUUCUGCUGGCCGAUUGCCUGGCCCCCCUCCUGCUUCAAGAACUCCUGCCAGACGUACACUGCAGUACAGAGCACCCGGGAGGAGUGAAGAACCGGACCAGACCGGACAGAACCGGCUCAGACCGGCCAAGCUCAGACAUUCACUGCCACUGGUGAUCCAGCACAACUCCACAGUCUGUAUUCAUACACAGUUGGGUGAUAUGGGUCUGGACUUUAAAAACCAGGACUUUGUUGAACCUUUGCUGAAGACUCCGGAAAGCGCUUCCAAGGUAUGCAACAAAAGUACGUGUCAGACAACCAAAUUCACUUUUAAAUGACAAAACAACAAGCAAACCAAAAAAAAAAGACACUAAUUCAUGUUUGUGUUUAUACGUUCUGUUUUUUGUGCAGAAUGAGGGCAAAGGUGCACCAACAAAUGAAUUUGGGAGUUUAUUUGGUGGAUUUCUGAUAAUGAUUAAAUAACACUGAUGUCAACGUGUUGUGGUGUUUUGCAAGCUUGUCCUCUCUGAUAAAAAAAGGUCACUGUGGUUCACGACGGAUCUGAAGCGUCUGUGCUGUGACUGAAGUUGAGUGUCCCGCUCUUGUGCGUGUGCCAGUUCUUCAUGUGUGCCAAAUCCUCACGCGUGCUAACUGCUCGCUUUGAGUACAGCACAGUGAAUCUCUUGUGAGUCUUGUUUCUGUCCCUGAAAACCAGCUGCUUUCAGUGUUUUCUGUUUUGAAGGAAUGAAGUUUUCCGCUCAAGAAAAGGUAUUGCUAUAAAUGUUGACUGGAAGAUACAUAUUUAUGCUGAUGUUGACCAGAUAUGGCUCGGUUUGCCUUGCUAAGUCAAAUCUUUGAGCAUUUACCAAUGUAUCUUGUUUACUUGAAGGCCAAUUUCUAGCCAUUGUUGAACAAAAGAUGGCAGAAUUAAUUUCCAUAUGUGGUCAACAACGGCAAUCUUGAACUAUUCAGCUAAAGCACACAAGUUCAGAUUUAUAUUUUCAGUUUGUAAUUCCGUGGAAAAUGUGCUUCCAUAGUCUACAUCUUGGGCGUUUGCAUGUUGAUAUGAAGUUUUGGCUAUUCAUGUUUAUUCCACCCAUUUUGUUAUUGUGCACUACUUUGAAGCAGUGCCAUUGACCUUUCACUUCGUCAUAUAAUUAAAAAACCGUGAUUCCUUUUUAACGUGUAGUGAUGAACGUCAUCUGAUUUUGUGCGUAUUUCAUGUUUUAAAUGGCAUUGGAACCUUUUUGACUUGUUAAAUUAUGCAAAGCUGUAUGUUUCUCUGUAUGUAUUUGUUUUGUUUUUUGAUACAUUGUGGUAGUAAUGGUGUAAUAUUGGCUUGGACAUUAAAAGACCAAUCGCACCUGAAGAAAUUUAAA
Molecule: messenger RNA, 2590 nt
Organism: Anguilla rostrata (American eel)
Lineage: Eukaryota; Metazoa; Chordata; Actinopteri; Anguilliformes; Anguillidae
Product: phosphatidylcholine:ceramide cholinephosphotransferase 2-like
Exons: 6
Coding region: 178-1320 (380 amino acids)
Biological process (GO): ceramide biosynthetic process; sphingomyelin biosynthetic process
Cellular component (GO): Golgi membrane; endoplasmic reticulum membrane; plasma membrane
Molecular function (GO): ceramide cholinephosphotransferase activity; sphingomyelin synthase activity
Source: RefSeq, a predicted model, not a curated record